Molecule: messenger RNA, 642 nt
Organism: Eriocheir sinensis (Chinese mitten crab)
Lineage: Eukaryota; Metazoa; Arthropoda; Malacostraca; Decapoda; Varunidae
Exons: 2
Coding region: 1-642 (213 amino acids)
Source: RefSeq, a predicted model, not a curated record
AUGAAGCGGAAAUUCAAAUCUGGCUACGCGAAGCGUGCAGAAAAGGUGCGCAAAAUACAAACAUCAGUGGCUGGGUCACGUGACAUUCAACAAUACUUCUCUUGCACCUCUGCUGCAUCUUCACGGGACCAUUCUGCUUCUCCUUCACCUGAAAAAGAACCAGCUACUUCUCUUCCUCCACCUGAAGAAGAACCAGCUGCUCCUUGUCCUCCUCCACCUGAAGAAGAACCAGCUGCCCCUUCUCCACCUACAGAAGAACCAGUUUCUCCUUCUCCUCCUCCACCUGAAGAAGAACCAACUGCUCCUUCUCCUCCUCCACCUGAAGAAGAACCAGCUGCUCCUUCUCCUCCACUUUCACCUGAAGAAGAACCAGCUGCUCCUUCUCCUCCACUUUCACCUGAAGAAGAACCAGCUGCUCCUUCUCCUCCACUUUCACCUGAAGAAGAACCAGCUGCUCCUUCUCCUCCACUUUCACCUGAAGAAGAACCAGCUGCUCGUCCACCUCCUCCUGAAGAAGAACCAGCUGCUCCUCCUCCACCUGAAGAAGAACCAGCUACUCCUCUUCCUCUACCUGAGGAAGAACCAGCUGCUGCUCCUCCUCCUCCUCCACCUAAAGAAGAACCAGCUCCAGCGGGGAGCUAG